This is a messenger RNA of Radiomyces spectabilis, 621 nucleotides long. RefSeq lists its product as uncharacterized. NCBI's taxonomy places the organism in Eukaryota, Fungi, Mucoromycota, Mucoromycetes, Mucorales, Radiomycetaceae. The transcript is spliced from 2 exons. The record is from RefSeq and is a predicted model, not a curated record. The coding region runs from base 82 to 492 and encodes 136 amino acids.
CUAUAAUUUCUUUCAUUUUUUUUUUUUGAUCAACGCUUGGGACACUCCAAAAUUUCACUCCAAAAUUCCUUUUGAGAAACAAUGAAUUCGCCCAGCACACGUCAUCAUUUGCCGCGCGUGUUCUUUUUCUCCUUCCUGCUUUAUUUGCUGCGCCUGCGUAAGCUUCUUUCGUUCAUCCAGUACGAAGAGGGUUCGAAAAGAACCUGCCCGUGCCCAUCGUCAAAGCAAGAAGAAGGGACCCCUUUGAAUCACAUGGCGGGUGUUAUUGCAAGCAGAAGACGUCAAUUCUUUCGACUUUUCUGGGAAUGCUUUCGAACCUUGAUGAAAGGAUCCAUUUCAAAGAAGUUCACUGUGCAGCCACAUGAGGAUCCUUCGAACAACCCGGUCACUGUUGCCCACAAAAAACAGUGCUUCAACAUGUCUGCUAAUACGAGCAGCUUCAUUCACCGAAAUAAUUUGCUACCGAUGGUGUCGGUUAUAUGGUCAAGAUGAAACUUUGCUGAUCGAAUUAUCGUCGGGAAGCCUACGUGAAGAUUUUGACCAUACACUUGGCGAUUCUCUGAAGCUGCUCGAGAAUUUGAUUGCCGUUGUCAAUACGUACCGUGCCAAGUAUAUAAUAGU